This is a messenger RNA of Trypanosoma theileri, 2949 nucleotides long. Its product is annotated as U3 small nucleolar RNA-associated protein 21. NCBI's taxonomy places the organism in Eukaryota, Euglenozoa, Kinetoplastea, Trypanosomatida, Trypanosomatidae. The transcript has a single exon. Gene Ontology annotation, cellular component: Pwp2p-containing subcomplex of 90S preribosome; small-subunit processome. The record is from RefSeq and is a predicted model, not a curated record. Bases 1 to 2949 code for a protein of 982 amino acids. Gene Ontology annotation, biological process: rRNA processing. Gene Ontology annotation, molecular function: protein binding.
AUGGAGAGUUUCUCCCCUUUUCGUGUGGUGGGAAGUGUCUGUGGUGAUGUUCCCAUCAGCAGCACAACCCUCUAUGGAGCUCCAGUGCUCAUGAUCGCCACCGGCCACACCUUUCAGUUAUUCCGCGGGAAGGAGUUAUCCAUGUUGCGGGGUGGACCUCACUUUCUCAAACGUGUUCGUGCGGUAGCGCAAGCAGGAAAAUACCGUUUUGUUGCGGAGGGUCCUCGUAUACAUGGAUUUACACAUCAUAAACCUCUUUGGACUUGUUUACAUCAUGAUAUUACACAGAGUAAAGUGGAACACCUUUUAGCACAGGAUGAUUUACUCUUUUGUGUGGGACAAGAUAAAAGAGUGGUGGUUCGUGCGGUAAAGACAGGAGAUGUUCUGGGUGAGUUUUUAAUUGAACGUAGUGAAGAGGUCUCUGCCAUGGUAUUACCGGCUGGAUAUACAAAUAAAUUAUUGGUGGGUACAAAAUCUGGAGCAUUACAUUUAUAUAAUUUCAGAACUGGGAUUUGUUUAUGGUAUGCUCAACGAGAAUCAUUGGCACAAAUCACAUCCCUUACGGCCAGUAAUUAUAAAGAUAUUAUUGCUUAUGGAACAAGUAGUGGACGUGUGAUGGUACUAAAUAUGGGAACAAAUGAAGAAAUUAUGAGCUUUGAUCACAGAGAAAGAGGAGCCGUUACCGCUUUGGCAUUUCGUACAGAUAAAAGUAUUUUGGUAUCUGGAACCAGUGGAGGUGAAGUGGUAUUAUGGGAUCUUGAAAAUCGUUGUCUUGAUGGUGUGCUUACGCGCAGUAAACAAGUACAAUCGGAAGCUGAUGUUCUGGAAACUCCUCAUACCAACACUGUUCAUUCUAUUGUGGUUUUACCAACUGAUAGUGCUGCUAUCGUUACGGCGGGAUCUGAUAAUGCCUUAUUACAGUUUAGAUUUGAUACUGUAGAUGGAUUGGGCACUUUGGUAAGAGAGCGGCGUGGACAUAUGGGAAGUUGUACCACCGCUGCUUUUUACAAUACAGAUUUAUUAUUAACAGCAGGUACAGAUCGUUCUCUUCGAGUUACACAUGUUUUUUCAGAUCGGGCUUCAUGGGAACUUUCACAAGGACGACUUGGACGACGUGGACGAGAGAAACAAAUGGGACGAGAGGCAUUAAAGAUGACACCUGCUAUUGCGAUUGCCAGUUCUACCGCAAGGAAUUAUCAAUGGUCUAGUGUAGUUUCUCUGCAUGAGGCUUCUGCACAGAUGUGUGGAUGGCGUAUGGAUACACGUGCAUUGGAGUGUAAAUUAAGUGGUAUCUCCUCCUCCACACACACUGCACGCUCUGUUGCUAUGAGUGAUUGCGGUAAUUUCGCUAUUGUGGGAUACUCCAGUGGAAAUGUGGCUAUUAUAAGCAUUCAAAAUAAAAGUGUUAAACAACUUUUUGAUGAGGCCCUUCAACCAGCAGAUCGGGCUCAUGCAAGUUCUGUAGAAUGUGUAGAAGUUGCAUGUGGUAAUACUGUUGUUGUAACAGCUGGUUUGGAUGCACGUAUUAAAAUGUGGGAUCUUCUUAAUUGUAAAUUGCGAUAUGUUUUGGAAACGGGUUGUCCUGUAAGUAAAUCAUGUGUUCAUCAACCAUCAUCCCUUUUUAUUGCCGCUCAACAUUUUACAAUUCGUGUCUAUCAUUGUAAUCCAGAUGUGGGUCUUAGUACAGAGGAACUCACCACACCUGUUCGAGUCUUUGAUGGACAUAAUGGUCCUAUCACGGCAUUGGCUUUAGCACCGGAUUCCAAUCGUUAUAUUGUUUCUGCUUCUGGAGAUGCAGCUUUACUUGUCUGGGAUCUCGCAGCUGCUGCCUGUGUUGGACAGUACCGCUUUACAACUCCUGCCAUUUCACUUAGCUUUCAUCCGGAUGCCUUGUUUUUAAUUUCCACACACGCAGGAGAUCGGGGGGCAUUCUUGUGGUCUAAUAAUCUCCGGUAUGGAUUUGUGCCGGAAGUUGUAGAAAAUCCAAAGAAUCGCGUGGUGGAUGAUCUUCCAUUACUGCACUUUCCCACAGCCCAUGGAGAAACAGAGGAUGAGACCACAGAAACGAAUGAAAAUGGAAAACUGGAGUGUAAUAACGGUAAUGGUGAACUUCAUCAUUCACAACAGAAGAAAGAUAAUGAUGAUGAUGAUGAGGAAGAGGAUGAAAUCAACAAAAACUCUGCCGCUGCUGCUGCAGGAACUGGUGCGGAAGUGGAAGCCGAGUUAUUUGAUGCGGCUACGGAUAUUGCACUUGUAAAGCGUCAACAUGAGGAACACCAGCGAGAUCAACUGGACCAAAUUGUCUCUGGUGGAUUACGGCUUGCGGGAGUACCACGCUCAUUAUGGUUUGAUCUCACCUUGUUGGAACAAAUUAAAGAGAAGAAUCAACCAUUACUCCCACCUAAAAAACGGGAUGUACCUUUUUUCCUUCCUACAACUCAAGAAUUACGUCCUACAUUUCUUGUAGUCGCCUCUUCUGGAAAAGAGAAUGGAUCUACUGGAACUCAACCACGUGUGAUGAAUGCAUCUUUUGCAGAUCUCACUCCAGUUCAGCGUAUGUUAAUACAGAAUGAACAUGAGGCAUUAAUGGAGUAUUUACGCUCACUCACAACACCACAGGCUAUUGAUUUGGAAAUUAAACGAGCUGUGGACUACACAGAAGGUGGAUCCUACACAGAAGAAGAAAUACAACGUUUAAAGGAAUGUUUACGUGGAUUAUUGGCUUUUCUCGCAGAGUGGCUUCGAAGAUGUGAGAAUGUGGAUCUUGUGCAGGGUAUUUUAGCGGAUACCAUUCGUUCUCAUGGUCCACUCAUUACACGAUGUGGUGAGGAACUUGUGCCGUUACUGGAAGAGUUAGCACAACUACAGAAUACGGUACGAUACAGCAUGGAUCAUUUACUGGGUUAUCCAAGUUGCCUUGUUGGGACCUUUUCUGGAUCACUCUUCUAA